AUCUAUGUGAAAUUUUUUAAUGAUUUGAUUUCUCACGGUAGGAAAAGCUCAGCAGUUCGCACCAGAUGCCAUGGAAACAGAGAGUUCUGCCAAGUCUGGAAGUGAAGUUACAGAAGUUUCAGAAACUGUAACCAGUGAGAGUGAUGUGGCAAGUAAAAAUUCUGUAAACAAACGAGGCAAAAAGAGACGCUUGAAGACAGAAAUAGCGCACAAACCCAAAAAAAUAAAAGUACUUCUUGAAGUUCCAAAGUUACCUACAAGAAAAGGUUUGGUAUUAACUGUUGGCCAGGGAGAUGUUGGACAGCUUGGACUUGGGGAAGAUGUGUUGGAGAAGUCCCGGCCAGGAGUUGUAACUUCUAUUCCUGAUCCUGUGGUGAACGUAGCUGCUGGAGGUAUGCACUCAGUGUGCUUAACAAUCAAGGGAGAGGUAAUAAUAAUUUCUUUACCCGGUAUAACUAAGUUGUGGUCAAUUGUUAUAGUAGCAUUCAGUUUUAAAUGCAAGUAUAUACCCUUGUGUGUGUAUGUCUAAAAAACCAAGUUAGGGUACACAAACAUUUUAGUGACAGGGAGAACACCUGGAUGUUGUUGAUGAUAAGGUAGGAAAUGAUGGGUAGCAUUUUACUUCACAUUUCUUGUAAAAAAUACUAUAUGCCAACAUAAUUUUCAGUUUCUGUGAGUUUUUUUAGUGUAUAUAGCUGGAUGUAAGAAAGAAGCCAUUGUCAGUUUGUUUUUCUGUUAAUUGCACAU
This is a messenger RNA of Limulus polyphemus (Atlantic horseshoe crab), 747 nucleotides long. RefSeq names its product regulator of chromosome condensation-like. Lineage: Eukaryota; Metazoa; Arthropoda; Merostomata; Xiphosura; Limulidae. The record is from RefSeq and is a predicted model, not a curated record. The transcript has 2 exons. The coding region runs from base 71 to 529 and encodes 152 amino acids.